Molecule: messenger RNA, 1641 nt
Organism: Saxophila tyrrhenica
Lineage: Eukaryota; Fungi; Ascomycota; Dothideomycetes; Mycosphaerellales; Extremaceae
Exons: 3
Coding region: 1-1641 (546 amino acids)
Molecular function (GO): oxidoreductase activity
Source: RefSeq, a predicted model, not a curated record
AUGGCCGCUAUCAUCAAGCCUCACAAGGUGGACCGGUCACCAUUCUACUCACAUGUCACGCAUUCCACUGGAAACGCAACCAUGGUAACUAUGGCGGGGCAAAUCGGACGGAAGACGGACGGUAGCAUACCAGCAGACCCCGUGGAGCAAAUCAGCGAAGCCUACGUUAACCUUGGACGUUGCCUCGAGGCCGCCGGUGCACAGGUGAAAGACAUCCUUAGAUUGGUAUACUACAUCGUAGGGUUUGACCACAACAACCCGCGGCAUCGACAGCCAUAUCUGGACUUCAUUGGCGACCACCGACCAGCAACAACCCUGGUACCUGUCGAAAAGUUGGCCCUUCCAGGAAUCAUCUUUGAGGUUGAAGCAACUGCUGCUAUCCCUCAGUCUCCUCCUGAGACGGUCGAUGUUGUGGUGGUCGGCGCUGGACUCAGUGGGCUACAGACUGCGGUCGAUCUACACAAAGCUGGACUGAAGGUUAAGGUAUGCGAAGCUCGGGAUCGAGUUGGAGGGAAGACGUACUCCGUGCCAGCCCAAGUAAGUGUUUGUGACGUUGGCGCGGCAUGGAUCAACGACACGAAUCAAGCACGAAUGUACGCUCUGGCCAGACGCUUUGGUCUCGAUUUGAUUGUCCAGAAUACAGAAGGCUCAAUAGUCGUAGAUGCUGGUGUAGGGGACUUCAAAACCCACCCCUAUGGACAACUCAACCCUGGUGCGAAUGACGGAGCCCGCAUAGCCGACAUCGUCCGCAUUCGAGAUCUUAUUGACAUCACCAGCACUGUGGCCUCGGGCAAGAAAAUCAGAGAAGACCUAGAUGACAUUACUCUCGAAGACUGGGUCAAGUCUCAUGCUCCUACAUGUGACGAUGCGUUGAAUGCACUAAAGGUCGGAACUCGAGCUAUGCUUGGUGUUGAGCCGUCCGAAUUGUCAGCUCUCUACUUCCUCGAUUACUGCAAGUCGGGAGGAGGUUAUAUGCUAAUGCGUAGCGACAAGAAAGAUGGAGGACAGUAUAUCCGCAUUGCUCAAGGAACCCAGUCGUUUAGCAGAGGGCUUGCUAGUGAGCUUCCCCCUGAUUCGAUCGCAUUCGUUUCGCCAGUAAGACGCAUCGAGCAGAAGCCUGGCGGAGUUCAAGUAACUGCGGCAAGAGGCGUCUACAAUGCGUCUCGUGUCGUCGUCUCGGUUCCAACACCACUCUACAAAGAGAUCAUUUUCAACCCUCCACUCCCGGCGGACAAGGUUGAAAUGUCUCAGUCGACUUUACUCGGCGAUUACUGCAAGUCGAUCGUCUUUUACAAAUCUCCCUGGUGGCGGCAGCACAAUCUCUGCGGCCUGGCGCAGUCUUGCUACGGACCCUUCGCCGUGACAAGAGAAUCGAGCGUGGACGCUGACAACCAAUUCUCACUGACCUGCUUCGUCGUGGGCCAGCCCGCUCGCGAAUGGAUGAAGCUUCCGCGUGCUGGUCGCGACCACGCCGUUCUUGAGCAGCUGGAGAAGCUGUACGGUCCGUUCGCGGCGGUCGAAAAGCCGAUCGAGAUUGCGGAACAGAUUUGGCAGGCAAGUCUGAGAGCCACAUUUGCCCGGCCAAAUACUGAUUGUUGGGACAGAACGAACAAUGGAGCCAGGGCUGUCCGUGUCCAGUAA